Penicillium longicatenatum is the source of this 906-nucleotide messenger RNA. Its product is annotated as PhzF family phenazine biosynthesis protein. The record is from RefSeq and is a predicted model, not a curated record. The coding region runs from base 1 to 906 and encodes 301 amino acids. Gene Ontology annotation, cellular component: cytoplasm. Gene Ontology annotation, biological process: biosynthetic process. Gene Ontology annotation, molecular function: isomerase activity. The transcript has a single exon. NCBI's taxonomy places the organism in Eukaryota, Fungi, Ascomycota, Eurotiomycetes, Eurotiales, Aspergillaceae.
AUGGAAAAGAUCCAAGCCUACGACCUCUCAGUCUUCCCAUACUCCACUGAUAACGAGAGUGAUAGCGGAAAUCCAACCACGAUAUUCUUUGCGGAAGAUCUGACUUCAGAAGAGAUGCAAUCCCUUACCCAGAAGAGCGGCCAUGAAUGCGGCUUCAUCCUUCCUGCCCCGGCAGACACAACCCCAAAGUGUCACUAUCGAAUGCGCUACUGGGUCCCAAACCACGAAAUGGAGAUGUGCGGACAUGCCACUGUAGGCGCGAUCUGGCUUCUGCACCAGCUAGGCAUGCUAGUCGCAGCUUCGACUGAAGAUCUCCUUCGCAUAUCUACGUUAUCAGGUAUAGUCGAGGCGAAAGUCCUUCCCGGCGCAACACUAGCAUCCUGCGAGAUCCUCGUGUCGCAGCCAAAGGGUACCGUGGAAGAGCUAUCUCACAGCUAUAUCCCCAAAAUCCUCUCCAGCCUCGGCCUCACAGAAGAAGAUCUCGCACCAGGAUACCCCGUUCAAAACGGAUGCACAUCACGAACAAAAACCCUGAUCCCACUGAAGAAUCGCGAUAUCCUGCAAAACAUCACGCCGGAUUCAGAAUCUAUCCGACGCGUCUGUGAGCAGAUCGAAUCGACAGGCCUAUAUCCCUACAUCAUUCUCGACUCCACGACCCAACUCAUCGAGGCGCGGCAGUUUCCCAGGUCGGUGGGGUAUGUCGAGGACCCAGCGACGGGUAUAGCAGCCGCGGCGUUAUUAUUCGGGCUUGUGGAGAAUGGGAUCGUCGACCCCGGCACAGAGAAACCUGUUCGUAUGAGACAAGGUUGGGCUAUGGGGAAGCCGUCCGAGAUUUCGGUUUGUCUUAGACAUGGUGGGGAUGGGGUGGGGUGUUGGAUUACUGGGAAGGUGAAGUGGCGAUCAUAG